AUGAAAAAGAUAAAGUGUACCUCACCGGACCUCCGUUUCUCCAUUCUCACCGGAAAAACCAAAAUUCUCAUCGGAAAGACUCAGCGAGUUUCAUCUAACUCUUCGACAGAGUUGUUGUUUUCUCGAGUUUACAAACUUGAGAUUCCUUGUGACCGGAACGUGCGAGCAAGGAAAGUUGAAUCGCGAAAAGAAAAGAAAUCUCUGAAAUUUGGAGAUCCUGUUAGAGCAAAGAUGAGUGAUGUGACAGAUUCAUCUGACAGUGAUGAUAGUGAUGAGAGUAAUGAGAAUGAUGACCUUAUUGCAUAUCUUGAGGAUGAACUAGAUGUAAGUUCAUCCAACUCAUCUUCAGAUGAUGAAGCUGAAAGCCGAAAUGAGUUAGAGGGUUUCAGCAGAACUAAAAAACGUAAGUUUGAAAGCACCGAUGAAAUUGAGGGGUCUACUUCAGAAGGUACCAUGGAACAGAAAUUAGUGCCAUCUGUAAAUGUUGAUGUAUGUAUACAUCCUGGCUCAUUUGGAGGCAUGUGUAUAUGUUGUGGAAAAACGUUGGAUGGGGAAUCUGGUUUGGCAUUUGGGUUCGUACACAAGGGACUAAGACUUCAUGAUGAGGAAGUUUCUAGAUUGUGCAACGACAUGACAAAAUUAUUAUGCCGUCAAAAGCUUUAUUUGGUACUGGACCUAGAUCACACGCUGCUAAAUUCUACCUCCCUUAGUCGUUUGAGCAAAGAAGAAAUGCCUAUAAUAACUCAGAAAAGUUAUCUAGAAGGUAGCCUCUUCAAAUUGGAGCAUAUACAAAUGGUUACCAAGUUGAGGCCCUUUGUCCGCACAUUUCUUAAAGAAGCAAGUGAAAUAUUUGACAUGUGCAUAUACACUUUGGGUGAUCGGAACUAUUCAUUAGAGAUGGCCAAGCUGCUUGAUCCGCAAAGGGAAUACUUCAAUGCUAAUAGUAAUGUGAUUUCUCGAGAUGAUGGAACUCAAAACCGCAAGAAACAUCUUGGCGUGGUGUUGGAGAAAGAAAGCGCAAUUCUAAUCCUUGAUGAUACAAAACACGUAUGGCCGAAGCACAAAGAUAAUCUGAUAUUGAUGAGGAGAUACCUCUUUUUCAAUUCAAGUUGUGAGCACUUUGGCUACAAAUGCAAAUCACUUGCUGAAUUGCAGAUAGAUGAAAGUGAAGCAGAUGGAGCACUUGCCAAAAUGCUCGAAGUGCUCAAACAUAUACACUACAAUUUCUAUAAAGAAGAUCCUGUUGACAGAGACGUGAGGCAGGUUCUGUCAUCACUUCGAAGUGAAAUCUUAAGCGGAUGUGUGAUCGUUUUAAGCCGUGCUUUACGUCGUGACUUGCCAACCCUCAAGAAGAUAGCAAAGAAGCUAGGAGCUACAUGUUUGAAUAAACUUGAGCCCCAUGUGACACAUGUAGUUGCUAACAGUGUUGGAAAUAGGGAGUCCAAGUGGGCACUGAAAGAAAAAAAGUUUUUGGUUAAUCCCCAAUGGAUAGAGGAAGCAAAUUUCUUUUGGCAAAAGCAGCUUGAAGAGAACUUCUCUGUCGAAGAAAAGAACUAG
This is a messenger RNA of Vicia faba (fava bean), 1557 nucleotides long. NCBI's taxonomy places the organism in Eukaryota, Viridiplantae, Streptophyta, Magnoliopsida, Fabales, Fabaceae. The record is from the annotation of a GenBank genome assembly.